AAUACACACAUUUAUUUAACAAGUGAAAUAAUAAUAAUAAAAUGAAAUUAAUUUUUAAUAAUAAUAAUUUCCAUUUGAAUAUACUACUUUCCUACUUUACAUGUUUUGUUUUAAUUAUUCAUGGUCAAUUAAUGCAAACAAAUACAAACAAGACAGUGCAUACAGUGAAUUUUACAAAUCAUACUGGUAAAACUACGUCCAAUGUUUCAGUGAAGACAAAUUUGUCAGCAAAUGGUCAUUUAGUAAUAGAAGCUGCGAAACUCACUGUCACUGAUUUAUCUCGUCAAGGUUAUUCUCUGUCAGUUGAAAAAGCAAAACAACAUACACACUACGCAUCGCCAUCAUCACAACAUCAUGGUGAGCAUACACAUAAUUAUGAUCAAUAUUUUCAAGGUAGUCCUGGUGCUAAUCACAAGCCAAUAGAUGAAGAAGAUUGGAUAUUACCAUCAGAAUGGAUAUAUCAACAGCUGAAUGAAUAUUUAACUUGUAUAUAUGAUAAACAAGUGAAUUGUGAAGAACAAUUUGUCACAAAAUUACAACUUAAAUUAUUAAAGAUUAAAAAUGAUAAAAAGAAACAACAAAUUGAAGCUGAAAAGCAUAAAACUACACCGCACAGAUCGUCAUUGUCGUCACCAUCGUCUGCUGCAUUUUCUACACCAAAAGAUCAUGCGAGAGCAUCAGUCCCAUUUGAAACACACACACAAUAUCCUACACUAUCGUUUAGUUUUGGUCAGCAGCAUAAACCAGAAGGCAGAGAUCAUGAAUCCCAUUCACGUCCUGAAGAACGUGAACAUGGUUUAUCACAACAUCAGAGACAUGAAACAACCUUUGAAGUACAUGGACAUUCUGACCGUCAUGAUAGACCAGAAGAGACACGCGAACAACACUCACAUCCACGUCCACAUCAUGUUCAUCAUGAUCAUCAUCAUCAUCAUGAUCACCACCACUCGUAUGCUCCGCCGCCACCACCACCCCCACCAUCGAUGUCGGCACCACAUCCUCACCAUCCACCACAUUAUCAACCUUCAUCACAUUCAUAUCAUAGUUCGCUUACUUCAUACACUCUGCUUAAGAAAUUAGCCAGCCUUAUUCCUAUGAUUGGUGAUGAUGAAAAAUCAGAACAGUCGGCUUUUUUCAAUCGUUACAGAGCAGAAUGA
Molecule: messenger RNA, 1157 nt
Organism: Trichobilharzia szidati
Lineage: Eukaryota; Metazoa; Platyhelminthes; Trematoda; Strigeidida; Schistosomatidae
Source: the annotation of a GenBank genome assembly